UCCCGUGACUCCUCCCCCGUGCGUGACUCGGCGGCGACAUCGCGUCCUGUGACCUCUUUACCGUGACCCCUGCACCCCGUGACCUCGCGCUUGACCUCCCCCCCCCAUCCUUACACCUCGGAGCUGACCUCGCCGCUCUCCCCAGGGGUCGCGGUGCCAUGAAGAGCCUCCCGUACUGGUGCCGCGGCAAGGUGGUUAAGGGGUUCGGCAGAGGCAGCAAGCAGCUCGGCAUACCCACGGCGAACCUCCCCGAGUCGGUGUUGGAGCAGCUCCCGGCGGACGUGGCCACGGGGAUUUACUUCGGCUGGGCGUGCGUGGGCAGUGGCGACGUGCACAAGAUGGUGAUGAGCAUCGGCUGGAACCCGUUCUAUAAUAACACUAAGAAGUCCAUGGAGGUGCACAUCAUCCACUCCUUUGAGGAGGACUUCUACGGCGAGGUGCUGAGCAUUGUGAUCCUUGGUUACAUCCGUGUGGAGAGAGGAUUCGACUCCCUGGACGACCUCAUUGACGCCAUUCACAACGACAUCAGGAUGGCCUCGAGUCAGCUGGACUUGGCGGAGUACAAGGCCUACCAGCAAGAAAACUUCUUUCGGCGCCCAGACCUUAAGAGGCCCAGCAUUCCUUCGGCUUGACAGCGCUUGGCGCUUCCACGUGCGAUAUCCAUAAAAAAACAGAUUAGCGGUUAUUGCACUGCCUAGGUUUCCACGGUUAAACUGUGUGUGUAGCUCUACGAUAUGUGUUUUUUUUUCUAGUUGUACCGCGCGUUGGUCGGAACGGUGUCCCCGACGUUUCGCUCCGCCAAGAGCUUCGAAAGCGGUUGCUGAACAAGCUCCCAGCGCGAGACAUUGAACACCAUUCCGAACAACGUGCGGUGCAACCAGAAAACGCAUCGGAGACAAGGAAUAUUUCUUGGCAUGCCUAAGUGUAUUUAUGGUUUAAUUGUUAUUUUUAGUUGUUACAUUUUACGAAGUAUUCUUGUCAGUUAUAUCCAGCAAGGUCUUUGGCAGGCUCCAUGUUUUCAGAUCCAGAGAUUAUUUAUUCCGUUUAAGCACUCAAGAGUGCAAAGCCGUGCCUGUGUUCUCUGAUGGGCAUGCAUGGGUGCUGCCGAUCUGUUACCAUCUCUUCUGUUUCAGUUACUUACUGCUCAUAGUCUGGUCUCUCGUGUCGCAUUACGAUGUAAAAUGUAAUCUGUUUCGCAGAUUUAAUUGCAAUAUUUUAAAUAAGCUCUCGAAUCAUUAAAUAAAGUAUAUUUGAGAUUUUCAAAAAA
Molecule: messenger RNA, 1267 nt
Organism: Petromyzon marinus (sea lamprey)
Lineage: Eukaryota; Metazoa; Chordata; Hyperoartia; Petromyzontiformes; Petromyzontidae
Gene: RFK
Product: riboflavin kinase
Biological process (GO): FMN biosynthetic process; riboflavin biosynthetic process
Cellular component (GO): mitochondrion
Molecular function (GO): riboflavin kinase activity
Source: RefSeq, a predicted model, not a curated record